AUGGCUUCGAGUCGCUUCUUUAUUCUUUCAAAUCCCCGUUCAACGUCCAAUUUAUUCAUCCGGAUUUUAAAUCUCAAGGAGCAGCCCAACGUUGCCAAGCACGAACAGAACGGAUAUUUCUUCCUCAAGGCGUCUUUUUUGGCCAAAAGUCUGGGUACUUCAGAGAAAAAUAUUCGGGAAUGGACCGAAACGGAGCGAUCGGCAAUGCGUCAGGCUUACCAGGACGCAUUCAAUGACAUGGAGGAAUAUCUAUGCGAAGCGGAAAAUAACGGGAAAAUUGCGGUUGUUAAAGAGCACUGCUAUAUGGUGUUAGACCCCGCAUUUCGCUCAAAGUUCCAUUUUGGACUGGAUGGUGCGACCGAGAAUGGAUGGACUUUGGAUUUGCCGGCGAAAUACGGCGGCAACCCAAUCAAGUCAGAGGGAAACAUCACAUUACUCCCUGAUGCAUUUCUCGACACAUGGAAUCCAAUCAUCCUAAUCAGACACCCUGCUCUGAUGUUCCCGUCAUUUUGCAGAGCAAUGUCCGACCUCUUCCAUAUUAACUUUAAGAAUUUGGAUAUUUCUUUGAAAAGGGAGCUGAAUCUAGCCCUGAGUCUGACCUGUGCACGUGUCAUAUAUGACUGGUAUGCAAAGCGCUUGGGAAAGAUUGACGGUGGGAAAUAUCAGGGAGAAUCAUGGCCGAUAGUUGUGGAUUCCGACGAUGUGAUCAACCGCCCUGAACUUAUGAUAAAAUUGGCUGAUAUGAUCGGACUGGAUCGAGAUUCUUUGCAAUUUACGUGGGAGAAAGAACAGACCGAAAACAAUGGACAUCCUAUCUCUACAGCGAGAGAAAUAAUGCUAUCCACAUUGUUGUCCUCGACCGGGAUUAUCAGCAGCAGGGCUGCUACAGACAUAGACAUCGAUAUUGAAGCGAAUAAAUGGCGAGAGGAAUUUGGUGAGGAAGCUGGGAAGUAUCUAGAGGAUUGUGUGAAAGCCGCAAUGCCUGAUUAUGAGUUUUUGAAGGAUAAGAGGCUAAAAUAA
This is a messenger RNA of Ophidiomyces ophidiicola, 1020 nucleotides long. RefSeq lists its product as uncharacterized. Lineage: Eukaryota; Fungi; Ascomycota; Eurotiomycetes; Onygenales; Onygenaceae. The record is from RefSeq and is a predicted model, not a curated record. The coding region runs from base 1 to 1020 and encodes 339 amino acids. The transcript has a single exon.